AGGAGGAACAAGAAAAAACCUACAUCUCACGAAGAACGAGUGAGUGAUAAACAAGAGAGAGAGUAUUAAUAAGACCCGACAAAUUUGGCGCUUAAACUGGGAAAAAACACACACUUAUAGAAGUGAGUAGAAGAACCAACAAUCGGAUAUUCUUCUUCUGUUUCUGCUUCAGUUCCAGAAAGAAUUACUGUAUUAUCACUUGAAGAAGAAAAAAGCAGCAGAAGAAGAAUCAGAAGAAUAAUAAACAAGAAUUUCUGGGAUUUUCUCUUUAUAUAACAAACUGACAAAAAGAUUUGACAUGGUAAAUGAAGAUCUGGGUUAGUGUGUUUUGAUUUGAAGAUCGGAAAGACUUUAAUCUGAUGGGUUGUUUUUCUUGCUUGCGUCCUUCACGAAAAGAUGUUAGUAAGAUUGAAGACAGUAACGGAAUUCGAUCUCGCUCACGCUACUCUGCCAGUCCAUCAGGAAAUGGGAAAGCAAGGGUAUCAUUCGAGAGUAAUAGUGAAAUCUGUAAGAAGGGAACAUCAGCCAAUUGUAAGGACAAGGGAAUUAAGAACACCCCAAAACGUCAUACUGCCUGUAGCUACAGUUUUCGAGAACUUGCUACUGCAACUAGCAAUUUCAAGGAGAUUAAUCUGAUUGGAGAAGGAGGGUUUGGAAGGGUUUAUAAAGGGCGCCUGGAAACAGGCCAGAUUGUUGCUGUCAAACAACUUGAUCAGAAUGGUAUCCAGGGGAAUCAAGAAUUCAUUGUGGAGGUUCUCAUGUUAAGUCUUCUUCACCAUUUUAAUCUCGUCACUUUGUUUGGCUACUGCACUGAUGGAGAUCAAAGGCUUCUGGUUUAUGAAUACAUGCCAAUGGGAAGCUUGGAAGAUCAUCUAUUUGGGAAGUCACCAAAUACGGUGCCCUUAGAUUGGAAUACAAGGAUGAAAGUUGCUGUUGGUGCCGCUCGAGGCCUUGAAUAUCUGCAUUGCACAGCAAAUCCACCUGUUAUAUAUCGGGAUUUAAAAUCUGCUAAUAUAUUGUUGGACAAGGACUUCAAUCCCAAGCUUUCUGAUUUUGGACUUGCAAAAUUAGGUCCUGUUGGUGACAACACUCAUGUUUCAACUAGAGUGAUGGGAACUUAUGGCUAUUGUGCUCCAGAAUAUGCCAUGAGUGGUAAGCUGACUCUAAAAUCUGAUAUUUAUAGCUUUGGCGUGGUUUUGUUGGAACUAAUCACUGGUCGGAAGGCUAUUGACACUACUAAGAAGCAAGGAGAGCAGAAUCUCAUAUCUUGGUCUCGACCUUUCUUUAAGGACCGGAGGAAGUUUAUUCAGUUGGUUGAUCCUUUACUGCAAGGGCGCUUCCCUACCCGCUGCUUACACCAUGCAAUAGCAAUUACUGCUAUGUGUCUUCAAGAGCAGCCAAGCUUCCGCCCCUUUAUAAGUGAUGUUGUUGUAGCACUUGAAUACUUGGCUUCUCAACCAUAUAACUCUGGAUCUAAUACUAGAACCCAAAGUCCAUCAUCAUCCACACCUUCAAGAGAAAACGGACUCUCUUCCUCUGAAACCAGAUAACUAGGAGUAGUUUUUUGCAUCUGUUUAGAUGGGUAAUGAGUAGUGUUAGAUUAAGAGUCGGAUGCUUGAGGUGCCAAGUAAACUAUAUUGGGGGUCGCAUCAGCAAUUGGUAAAUCCGGCUUACAAGUUAAGAGGAAAGAGUGAACGUUCGCGGCUAUGUGUGCAAGAAGGUGAAGGUAGAUAGAGGAUCUGUUCGGUAUAAAUAUAUAUUACAUGUAAGAAUGUGUAUAUACAAUAUGUACAGUAUAUGUGUGCGGCUCCUCAUGAUGAACAAGGAGGAUAUAUGGGUUUGUGGUGUUUACUGAAUAUUCAAUUGAAAGAAAAUUGACUACUCUUAUUUUUGUAUAGCGUUUGUGACGGAUAUGAACUAUAAGCAGUUUGCUUGAAAAGGGCAAAAUGCUGGAUAAUUAUUGGGAUGGUGAAAUUGGUAAUGUCUUUUUACAUUUUUCUUUUUUCUUAGGUUUCUGUCACUGCACCGAGAACUUUCGUUCAAUGCUGAAAUUUUAAUUUAUUUUAAUAAAUUUUGGAGUGAUAGAGAA
This is a messenger RNA of Papaver somniferum (opium poppy), 2089 nucleotides long. RefSeq names its product probable serine/threonine-protein kinase PBL21. The transcript is spliced from 9 exons. The record is from RefSeq and is a predicted model, not a curated record. The coding region runs from base 360 to 1550 and encodes 396 amino acids. Gene Ontology annotation, biological process: protein phosphorylation. Lineage: Eukaryota; Viridiplantae; Streptophyta; Magnoliopsida; Ranunculales; Papaveraceae. Gene Ontology annotation, molecular function: protein kinase activity; ATP binding.